CGUCAAAGUCAAAUGGUGGUCAAAUGAUCAAAUCACAAACCAGUCAAAUUACAUUGUAAUUUCUGGUUAUUUGUUUAUAUUCUGAUUUCAAAGCAAAACAAUUUUCUAAUUAUUAAAUUAUAAACAAAAUAAAAUCAUGACUGUGAACAAUACCAUUGCUCAUCAACGUUUGAUUCUCAGUGGGGAUCGCGAAAGGUUUAAAGAACUUUUAAGACGGAGGCUAAUUGAAUGUGGGUGGAGGGACCAAAUUAGAAUGGUGUGUCGUGAAAUAGUAAAGGAACAUGAUGCAAACACUAUAACUCUUGAUAUGCUGGUGGCAAGAGUAACUCCUCGAGCUAGAGCCUUAGUACCAGACCCUGUUAAAAAAGAAUUGCUCCAGAAGAUUAAAACUCAUCUUUUAACUCAAAAAAACCUGUAAAUUUAUUACUUGUAUUCAUAUCCAAAUCCUAAACGUGACUUGCUUCAUGUUUUUUGGUUUAAUUUUAAUCACUAAAUUAUACAU
This is a messenger RNA of Maniola jurtina (meadow brown), 502 nucleotides long. Its product is annotated as transcription and mRNA export factor ENY2-like. Lineage: Eukaryota; Metazoa; Arthropoda; Insecta; Lepidoptera; Nymphalidae. Gene Ontology annotation, biological process: regulation of transcription by RNA polymerase II; positive regulation of DNA-templated transcription; poly(A)+ mRNA export from nucleus. The transcript is spliced from 2 exons. The record is from RefSeq and is a predicted model, not a curated record. Gene Ontology annotation, cellular component: nuclear pore; SAGA complex; DUBm complex. The coding region runs from base 137 to 418 and encodes 93 amino acids. Gene Ontology annotation, molecular function: chromatin binding; transcription coactivator activity.